Messenger RNA from Pleurotus ostreatus (oyster mushroom), 1800 nucleotides. RefSeq lists its product as uncharacterized. The transcript has 15 exons. The coding region runs from base 1 to 1800 and encodes 599 amino acids. Gene Ontology annotation, cellular component: membrane. Gene Ontology annotation, biological process: transmembrane transport; oligopeptide transport. The record is from RefSeq and is a predicted model, not a curated record. Gene Ontology annotation, molecular function: dipeptide transmembrane transporter activity. Lineage: Eukaryota; Fungi; Basidiomycota; Agaricomycetes; Agaricales; Pleurotaceae.
AUGGCUGGUCUCGAGCGAGAUACUGCGUUAGUCGCUGGUCUAGCGGAAGCUAACCAAGACGAGGGCAAGAUCAACGAGAAGCGGACUUCCUCGGAGCAGUCCAUCGACCAAGACGUCAACCACCAACUUGAUGGGAUUCAUGAUGGCCUCGAUUUUCCUACUGAAGAAGAAAGAUUAACGCUGAGAAGGGUGGCUGAUACGAUCCCGUGGAAUGCCUACAUGAUUGCGCUGGUUGAAUUAGCCGAACGGUUUUCGUUCUACGGAAGUACCGUGGUCUUUACGAACUACAUCCAACAACCUUUACCUGAUGGUUCUCAUACUGGCGCUGGAGGGCCCAUUGGGCAAUCUGGUGCUCUUGGCCUUGGCCAGCGAACUUCGACUGGGCUUUCAACAUUUUUCCAGUUCUGGUGCUAUAUCACUCCGUUGAUAGGUGCCUUCAUUGCCGACACUAGGCUAGGCCGAUACGAGACCGUGUGUUGGUCCGUUGGACUGUCAAUCAUUGGACACAUCAUCCUCAUUGUCUCUGGCGUCCCUGGUGUCAUCGAUAAACCAGGCGCUAUAGGCGCCUUCGUCGUUGCUUUGAUCGUUAUGGGCCUAGGCGCCGGAGGAUUCAAAGCAAACAUAUCACCACUCGUAGCUGAACAGUACAGGCGCACCAAAUUAUUCGUUGUUACCAGAGCGAGCGGCGAAAGAGUCAUCGUUGAUCCCGCAUUGACGGUUUCAAGGAUAUAUAUGUACUUCUAUCUAUUUAUCAAUAUUGGGGCGCUCAUCGGGCAAAUCACAAUGACGUAUGCUGAGAAGUACAUUGGAUUCUGGCUGGCCUAUACUCUACCUACGGUAGUGUUCAUGAUUUCGCCCAUUGCCCUUUUCGUCGGCCGCAAGCGGUACAUCCGAUCGCCUCCAACUGGAUCGGUCUUAGCUACGGCUCUUCGCCUUUGGCGAUACGCGGCUCGGGGCCGCUGGAGCUUCAAUCCCGUGAAAACCUUCCGCCAAUUGACAGCCGACGACUUCUGGGAGAACGCCAAACCCAGCAACGUUGUUGCCCGAGGCAAUGAAAAGCCUCGCUGGAUGACAUUCGACGAUAUAUGGGUGGAUGAAGUCCGCCGUGGAUUGAAGGCGUGCAGUGUAUUCUGUUGGUUCCCGCUUUAUUGGCUCACAUACAACCAAUUGAACAACAAUCUGACAUCGCAGGCCGCCACGAUGUCGACGCACGGUUUGCCCAACGAUAUCCUGUCAAACCUCGAUCCCUUGGCUUUGAUUAUUUUCAUUCCUAUCUUUGACCGCUUCAUUUAUCCAGGUCUCAGGCGAUUAGGGAUCAAUUUCAGCGCCCUAAAGAAGAUAACCGCUGGAUUCUUCACGGGCGCCGCAGCGAUGAUCUGGGCAGCAGUUGUCCAGCAUUACAUAUACAAGACAAGCCCGUGUGGGAAUUUCGCUGCUGACUGCAAGGCGCCGAAUGUAUCUCCUCUGAACGUUUGGAUUCAAUCUGGAUCGUAUAUCUUGAUAGCAUUCAGCGAAAUCUUUGCAUCUAUCACUGGGUUGGAGUAUGCGUUUACAAAGGCGCCCAAGAAUAUGCGUUCCCUCGUCAUGGCUGUCUUCCUUUUCGCUUCAGCCAUCGCAUCGGCUUUAGGUGAAGCCUUUGUUGCGUUAUCCGCCGAUCCUUUGUUGGUUUGGAAUUACGGAACAAUGGCCGUUAUCGCCACUAUCUCUGGUGUGAUCCUCUGGUGGUUAGUUAGAGACUUGGAUCGACAUGAAGACGAACUGAACAACAUGGCGGAGGGGCACCUUGAUGAAAAGCGUUGA